Octopus sinensis (East Asian common octopus) is the source of this 660-nucleotide messenger RNA. RefSeq names its product craniofacial development protein 2-like. Bases 1 to 660 code for a protein of 219 amino acids. The record is from RefSeq and is a predicted model, not a curated record. Gene Ontology annotation, molecular function: catalytic activity. NCBI's taxonomy places the organism in Eukaryota, Metazoa, Mollusca, Cephalopoda, Octopoda, Octopodidae. The transcript has a single exon.
AUGCAGAAUCACAACCCUGACAACAUCCUCAAAUACCAUCAAGUCGGUUCUUAUCAACUUGUAACCUCCUCAGCAUCAAAGAAUACUGUUAAUUCAACAGUUGGAGGUAUCGGAUUUCUACUUUCAUCAAAAGCUAGUGAUACUCUCUUGAGUAUAGAGUCAAUCUCACCUAGAAUUAUGGUGCUUGAGAUAGAUGGAAACCCAAAAACAACAUUGGUAUGUGUGUAUAGCCCACAUAAUUCGUCUGUGGCAGACGAGAUUGAAAAUUUUUAUACAACCCUUCGUUCAACCAUUGAGCAAGUACCUCUCCAUAAUUUUCUAGUUAUAGCUGGUGAUCUGAAUGCUAGACUAGGACCCGAUGAGACCAAGUUUACUUUCAACUCUAAAACUAAUCGGAACGGAGAAAUGCUCAAAGACUUCUUGGAGGAAUUUAAUCUCUACACCUCUAACAAUUCUUUUAUGAAACCAAAAGGUCAACUUUGGACAUUUGAGUCCCCACUUGGUGAUAGGGCACAAAUUGACUACCUCAUCUUUCGAAAGAAAUGGCGCAAUAGUGUUAAAGACUCGGGAUCCUACUCUUCCUUUAGUUCUGUCGGCUCUGACCACAGAAAUGUAUCAGCUACCGUUAAGCUUAGUCUUCGCUCAUCCCAAAAAAACUAA